AUGGCGUCGGUCGUGCGAUCAACAGCCCUCCGUGCAGGCGGCGCCUGCGUGCGCUGCCGGAAGGGCAAGACCAAAUGCGUCUACGAAAACGGCAGAGCUCCGUGCAAAAACUGCGCAAAGGGCAUGCAUGAGUGCUAUUUGCCUUCCGAGUCGAUGAGCCAUGGAGGCCAUGGAGUGUCGCCUGCGCGAGUCCAGCAGCGAGCCCGCGAGUCUCUGCCCAGCGAACGAGCCGUCUCAAGCACGUCUGGGGAACGCCAGGCACCGCCCGCCUCAGGUGUGUCGCGUCAUGUCUCGAGCACCACCGAAAAUCCGGCUAACCAGAUAUGGAUGCACAGGCUCACACCAGAGUUGAUGCAAGAAUGCGAGCGAGUCAUCUCCAAGACUUUGCCAGCAUGUGUGGCCUUCCACAAGCCCUCCUUCCUCCAGCAGCUGAAGAACACAUCCAUGGAUCCGACCAUGGUCAAUGCGCUGCUGACCACCGCUGCCCGGCACUCCCCAGCCAUGAUUCGCCGGUAUGGCGGCCACGGGGGCGGAUCUACCGCCGCCGAACAUUUCGCCAGCAAGACCAUCGGCCUCAUCAUGCAGGCUUUGGACCAACCGAGCUUGGCUGACAUCCAGGCCCUGUGCCUGCUUGUCAUUCAUGAAUGGGGCUGCCGCAACGCUGUGCGUGCCUAUAUCUAUCUCGGCCAAGCAGCUCGCAUGGCCCAGAUGUACCGUGUUGUACACACACACCAUCACCAGCCCGAUCCGGAUCAGUUCCUUCAAGAUGAGUCCUUUCGGCGGACCCUCUGGCUGAUCUAUAUUCUCGACUGCUUCCUGACCAGCAGCCCCGGCCGCCACCCGGCCCUCUCUUCCCACGAUGUCAAGGAUGUAUCUCUGCCAUGUCUCGACAUGAACUAUAACUUCGGCAGUCCCGUCUUUGUCCGCACUCUGAAUGGGACCGCGCCCUCGAUUAUGGCCGACCCUGCGGGCCCUCUUGGUGAGGUCGGCGAAUUCGGUCAUAUAGUGUUGGCGACCAAGGCCUGGCGCAACGUCGUCGAGAUGAUGACGACCACGACGCUCGAUACUUUCUCGGAAGAGCAGUGCCUUGCGCUUGAACAUGACAUUGACGCGCUACGGCAAUCACUGCCGCUGCAUUUUGCAGACAAAGCGGGCCAGAUCAACCUUCACAUCACGAUGGGCAGCGGUUACACAUAUGCCAUGAUCCACUCGCUGCUCAACUGUGGCACGAUUUUCGUGAACCGCCGCCGCAUCCUGCAAGUCGUGGCGGACGAAAACUUCACCCUCGAGGCAUGGCGCAUGUCGUCACACGCUCACGUGCAGGCUGUGGACCGCAUCUUCGCCGCGUCGCACAGCAUCAUCCACUCACUCCUCGCCCUUGAGAACGGCGCCGACAAAGAUAGCAUUCUCUGCUUCCCGAUCUUCAUGCUCUUCUCGGCGUUCACGGCCGGCUCCACUGUUGCAUAUCUUACCCUCAAGGGCCUGGCACCGCCCGACGUCACAGAGUCGGCCUCGAACAUAGUACGUGACAGCCUGCGACUGUGCCAAGAGGGCGCCGAGUCGUGGCCCCUCGUGAUCCCCUGGCAGCGCCACCUGUCCGUUAUGUCCAAGGUUUUGCGCGAGGUCAACACGGCGCCUCGCGACCAUCGCGACUCCCGCGAGGACCUUAGGUCCAACCACCGCGUUUCCCCUUCGGUCAAGGACGAUAUCCUCAGCCAGGCAGACACCAAUCCCGACGCCAUGGACUACGAUCAAUCAGCGGGCCCAGGAACCCAGGCGCUACAUUCUAGUGUUGAAGGCCGGGACAGCGAGCCUCCCGUCCCAAGACGGCCUGGUAUUACGACCAUCAACGGUGGCUCUGCUGGCGCGUCAACGCCGGCAACCACUAGCCCUCCCCCGCCAUAUGUUGCCAAGGCAGAUUCCCCCGGCGCGGCGUCGUCGACGUCGGUGGGCGGCGGCGUCCCGCAGGCCGCCCAGCCACCUCCGGACGUCGACAUGACGGCGAUUGAACUCUGCGCGGCCUUUGAGCGGCAGCUGCUCGAGCUUGAUGACCUGGCUGCUCUCAUGGGAGGUGGAGUGUGA
Molecule: messenger RNA, 2082 nt
Organism: Canariomyces notabilis
Lineage: Eukaryota; Fungi; Ascomycota; Sordariomycetes; Sordariales; Chaetomiaceae
Exons: 3
Coding region: 1-2082 (693 amino acids)
Biological process (GO): DNA-templated transcription; regulation of DNA-templated transcription
Cellular component (GO): nucleus
Molecular function (GO): DNA-binding transcription factor activity, RNA polymerase II-specific; zinc ion binding; DNA binding
Source: RefSeq, a predicted model, not a curated record